Messenger RNA from Homalodisca vitripennis (glassy-winged sharpshooter), 2214 nucleotides. RefSeq lists its product as uncharacterized. The transcript has 5 exons. NCBI's taxonomy places the organism in Eukaryota, Metazoa, Arthropoda, Insecta, Hemiptera, Cicadellidae. The record is from RefSeq and is a predicted model, not a curated record. The coding region runs from base 91 to 1038 and encodes 315 amino acids.
AUGUCCACAGGGGCCCAGUCCUGUCCUGGCUCUUGUCGACUCCCGCGGACACCUCAGGUUUCGUCUUAAAUUAAAGAAGUCCCACCCAGGAUGGUGUCCUUAACGAUGACAGGGUUGGGAGUCUUGUCUCUCCUGGUGGCCGGAGUGUCCUGCGUUGUCCCCGGGUUCGGCUUUCCUGCUGCCUACCCUCCUCCCACGCCACCAUUAGCCAUCAUCGCAGAGAGCCCCUACAGCGUAGCCAAGUACUCAGCCCGAGUGCCACUCCUCAUGGUCGAUCGCAGCACUCUGACCAUGAUCCGGAAUGCGGAGAUAAGCGCCGUCUCUCCCACCGAGCCUUUGGUCACUUGCAGGACCGGAAACAGAUUUGUUACUGAGGCCACACCAGCAGUACAGGUGGUGCUGAAGCAGCCCAUGUACAUCAGUCCUCAUCAGCACUCCGUACAGUUUCCUGCCGAGUUGUCUGUGCUGUACGGGGGCUUGCGCAUGGGGUUGCCGGUGGGGGCGGUCGUGGCCCCGGUACCCCACCAAGGCUUUAACGGCCCACACCUCGUCAGGGUCGUGUACGCCAUCCCCUCUGGACCCCUACCCCUGCAGUACCCGUACUAUGACCCCUUCUCUUACAGAGCUCCAGUGUAUCCCCAAACUCAGGUGUUGCCAAUAGCUCCCUUCCAGGUUAGCUACCGCCCGUCCCAUCAGUACACUUCCGUAGCCGCCCCCGCCCCGCAGGAGGUGUCCAACGCUAUCGCCGACGUAAAGCGACCAAAGCCCCCCACCGUCACCGUUCUCAAGUUCCCUUCCACCUUGGCCUCGCCAGAGGUACUCUACUACCAGCCUCCAUUGGACGACUCCGAGCUCGGCAACCGAGGACCACCAGAGGCCAUCGCCCCCGCGGGCAUCGUCCAAUCCUCCCAACCGGUCGCCAGCCUCGAGUCCUUCCUCAACUCCAAAGAAUCGCCGGAGCUAUCCGCCCUCAGAGAGCAGGCGGAGAAGAAUAAGGACAAAGUGGACGAGAGCAAUCAGGGGGUGGAGUCGUUAUAAAAUGUGAGGAAGGAAAAUGUCAAUGCCUUUUAGGCAUCAUGUAAAAUAAACACUUAAGAUUGCACGCAAGUCUGGGUAAUUAACGGGCGAAAUUACAUUUGACAAUUUUAUAGCUUUUCCUCCAAUUAGUGUAAUUGGUUUUUGGUUGAAAAUUUUUAUUUUUAAAGAAUAAAAUUGGUUGAUGUCCUUUAAGAUACAAUUUCUCAGGACAUGAAAAGUGUAUUAUUCUACAAGAAGAGAUAGGAAUCUAAGCAGAAUUUUUGGAUAUUGUAAAGUCAGGCCCAAAAACAACACAGUUGAAGAUAAUAUUAUUAAACUUAUUACAGUAUGUACAUGAAAGAUGACUCAAAGUGUAAUAUACGUUUUAUUUAUACAACAUUUAAUUUCCUUAAGGACACUAUAAAAACGUGCAAUUUUUUAAAAUUAUAUUUUAUUACACAUAUCAUUUUCUUAGUCAUAAAUGAAAAAACUCCAUGAAACAACUAAUACUGUGCAUGCUGUAAAACUUUAACUAUUUUAUCUGCAACAGUUUCAAUAUUGCCAAAUAACAAAGUUAUCUAAAUUCAAUAACUGCAACUCUUUGAGGAGUUAUAAUCUAUUACUUUUUCUGUCUUCAAUGAAGUUAUCGUAAAGGGCUGUAAAAUUACAUCAAAAUAAUAUUUUUUCGAACAAGACAUCGAUUGCACUAGAGUCAGAAAACUAGUCAUUAUACUGUGCCUUCACUCUGGUCUCCAAAUACUACAUCAAUCUUUAAUUCCUGGCUUUAACAAUGUAAAUUCCUAUCACAAAUUUAUUACAAAAUAACCAUAAAAAGCUACAGUAUUUGGAAAAGUGUUUCUAAAAUGAGUCUAUGUUUUAAUUACAAACAAAAUCAGUUCAAAAAUACUUUUACUGAAAAUGUUUAAGAGAUCUCUUAACCUUGAAUUUGUGAGCUUAUUUUGUUAUUACUAACAAUUUUGUAGCUACUAUAACUCUUUCUACACUCUGCUGCUCCCUGUGCUAUCAGCAACCGGCAGAGUCAGCACUCCGCCCAUAUGUCCUGGCCUUGCUGGAUCCAGCACUGCUGAAGAUGCCAGUAGUAAGGUUACCAUUUUAAUUUUUAACAAGUGUUAAUCCAAAAAUUUAUAUUCCUCUUUUAAGAUAAACUUUAAUGAGUAAUAAACUUUAUUCCACAAA